Messenger RNA from Entelurus aequoreus (snake pipefish), 3756 nucleotides. RefSeq names its product actin-fragmin kinase (gene klhdc3l). NCBI's taxonomy places the organism in Eukaryota, Metazoa, Chordata, Actinopteri, Syngnathiformes, Syngnathidae. Gene Ontology annotation, molecular function: protein binding; chromatin binding. Gene Ontology annotation, cellular component: cytoplasm; Golgi apparatus. The transcript is spliced from 8 exons. The record is from RefSeq and is a predicted model, not a curated record. The coding region runs from base 248 to 1519 and encodes 423 amino acids.
ACAGUUUAAUGAAAUCUGAUCGUGUGUAGUUCCAAUUUACACAGCGUUACGUUAGGAAUUGUCUGACCCGUAACACAAUUGUACGAUGGCAAACACGGAUCCGAAUCAAACCUUGGCGGUGAUGUUACAAUGCACGAGGGAACGUGAAUGCAUCGUUGUACCGUUUUUAGAAGGCAACCAUCAACACGAGCAGCAGCUCCUACUUUAGUAUUUGAAAAUGGUCCAUUAAGGUUGGUGGAGGCCAGCAAUGAGUCAAAACUGUCCCUGCCUGUGGACCGAGGUUCCCCAGGCCAGCACUGCCCCAUGUGACCGCUGCAAGCAUGCCUGCUGUGCCUACGAUGGCUAUGUCUAUAUCCUGGGAGGAAGAGACAACAGCACUCUACGGGAUUUCUGGAGGUACAGUGUUGUGCGCAAUGAAUGGACAGAGUUGAGCUGCAGAGGAGAGACGGCACCAGAAGAAGUCGAGGAACAUUCCAUGGUCGUUCAUAAGGGCUUCAUAUACGUGUUUGGAGGCAUACUGGAUUCUGCAUAUACUGCGCUGACAUGUCCUCUGUGGGUGUUUGAUAUUGCAAAGCAGAAAUGGCUGCACUGUCAGAGAAAGACAAGCUCUCUUCAGACCCAGAUGCCGACUAACAGGAAGGGCCAUAGUGCGGUGGUGGUGGGCUCAUCCAUGCUCAUGUACGGCGGCUUCAUAGACAUAAAAGGAUCUUCUCAGGAGUUCUGGAGUUUGGAUUUUGAUACCAUGGUUUGGGCACUGAUCGGUGGUAAUCAGCAUGGGUCCCUGAGCCCAGGACCAAGACACAGUCACUCUGCAAUGGUCUACCAAACUUGCAUGUACCUGUUCGGUGGCUUGAAAGGCUUGCGAGAGCAGAGAGACUUCUGGAAGUGGAAUUCUGACAGCCGUACAUGGAGUUCACUCAAAACCAAAUUGGGACCCUCCAAACUCUUUGGUCACUCAGCUGUGGUCUACAAGGACGGCAUGCUUAUUUUCGGGGGAGGAGAGAGCCAGAACUAUCCAAACAACUUCCUGUGGAGGUACACCUUCUCCACUCACACGUGGAGUCAGGUGAACACAGUGCCGGGGUCAUCACGCUCUCCGGACAAGAUGCACCACUGUUGUGUCGCUAUAGGUGCUGCCUAUGCCAGCGUCUGCUCAGAAGCCCACACGAGACUUGAGCACGGAAAGUUCAAGCCGUUCAAAAACAAAUGUUUUCCUGCUGCCCUCACUUUUCUGGGCUCGGAGGGUGCUAUAGAGCUUCAGACGUUCAAGCUGGACACGUGUCCCGAGGCAGAAUGUGGCGGUGACCCUGCAGAAACGGACAAAAUUGUUGGCAGCUGUCUGACGUACGAAAACAGAGCUUUCAGCAAACAUUGGAGCUGCACAGAAAAUGAGCUGCAAGAUGAGGAUGCUGAAGACAUAUCACAACAUUUGCCCAACCUCUUACUGGUGCUGGGGGGCCGACCGUGCGCCAAAUAUAAACCCAUUUCUGUGUGGCAGAUGACUCUGGGAGACACUUGACAGCACUCUUGAAACCAGGAUACCCUUAUUCUGAGAAGAACAGUGUUCACAGUGCCAUGACACCUUUUUAAUGCCAACACAUACAUGAUAUAUAAACACUUAAUAUACCUACGUUAUUUACAUUUUUUACACAUCAUGAUGUUAGGAUUGCAUGUGAAUAAAUGGUCACUCUUACACAGCCAUGCAGAACUUACCUUUUGGGAGGUAAGUAAGACACUUUUAUGCUAAUAGAGUUCAACUAACAACCACUUAAAGGCCUACUGAAAUGAAUUUUUUUUAUUUAAACGGGGAUAGCAGAUCUAUUCUAUGUGUCACACUUGAUCAUUUCGAGUUAUUGCCAUAUUUUUGCUGAAAGGAUUUAGUAUAGAACAACGACGAUAAAGACCACAACUUUUGGUAUCUGAUAAAAAAAGGCUUGCCCCUACCGAAAGUAGCGUGACGUAGUCAAUUGAACAUAUCCGCAAAGUUCCCUAUUGUUUACAAUGAUGGCCGCCAGAAGUGAGAGAGAUUCGGACCGAGAAAGCGACGAUUCCCCCAUUAAUUUGAGCGAGGAUGAAAGAUUUGUGGAUGAGGAAAGUGCAAGUGAAGGACUAGUGGGGAGUGGAAGCGAUUCAGAUAGGGAAGAUGCUGUGAGAGCCGGGGGCGACCUGAUAUUCAGCUGGGAAUGACUACAACAGUAAAUAAACACAAGACAUAUAUAUACUCUAUUAGCCACAACACAACCAGGCUUAUAUUUAAUAUGCCACAAAUUAAUCCAGCAUAAAAACACCUAGGUGUUUGUUAUGCUAGCUCCUAGCUCCUAGCUACCAGCUCGAGCUAGUUAUAGCUCGAGCGGGUUAUAUGGACGGGAUCCCGUCUAUAUAACCCGCCAAUACAAUUCAAACACCUGCACAACACACACACUCACUCAGCCCAAAGGACCGUUCACCUAACCCAGGGGUCACCAACGCGGUGCCCGCGGGCACCAGGUCGCCCGUAAGGACCAGAUGAGUCGCCCGCGGGCCUGUUCUAAAAAAAAAAAAAAAAAAAAUUUUUUUUUUUUUUUUUUUUUUUUAAAUCAAAUCUACAUAGAAAAAACACAAGAUACACUUUCAAUCAGUGCAUCAACCCAAACAACCUCCCCCAUGCACACUCAUCCACACCCACUCACACAAAAGGGGUUAUUUCUUUCUGCUACCAAUAUUCUGGUUCCCACAACAUAGACAACACAUCUGCAAGGGACACAGUCCCUGAAGCACACAUGAUUGUAUAGGCUGCUGGUCCACUAACAUUUUCCUUAAUUACUAUUUUUUAUGUAAUUAUUUUUAUAUUGUUUUACUUUCUUUUUUAUCCAAGAAAAUGUUUUUUAUUUAUUUUAAAAAAGGGCCUUAUCUUCAACAGACCAGGUUGUCAAUGAAAUUAGAUUUGUUUAAAGGGUUUUUUAAACCAGGCCCAGUCCAGAUAAUGUCCAAGUCGGACUCAGCAACACACACCUUCAUUCAUGUACACAGAAAAAAAUUAGGGAACACAACAGAUUGCAUAUCAUUUAUAAACAAAAUUACAUUUUCAAAAUAAGCAUUUAUGUACAGUCCAGAUUAUGUCCAGGUCACUCAAAUUAGGGAACACAACAACAGAUAUAUAAUCUAUAAACAUAAUUAUACUUUCAAAAUAAGCCUUUGAGGACUUCUCAUCUUUUUUUUAAUGUUUUUUGGCAUCAUUAUCGUUUUCAACCAUGUAACUUUCUAAAGUUACAAAAUACUGAAUAAAUGUUUUAAAGAAAGUAAUACUAAGUGAAUAUCUGUUUUUGGCCUUAAAAAUAAACAUUUUACCGAGUACUAUAAUUAAAUUGACUAAAUCAUGAUUGUCAAUGAACUCUCCUAAAAUAACAGAAACCACAUUAAGCUUCAUAAACAAACCAAUCCUUAAACACAUUUUUUCAACUUCCACCCAAAACAAAGACACAAUAUGACAAUACCAAAAAAAAUGUAGGGUGGAUUCAGGCUCCUGACAACAAAAUCGGCAAUCAUCUGACUCUGUCAUAUUCCAUAAUUUUAACAUUUUCCCUGUGGGUAAGAAGUUAUAAAUAAUUUUAAUUUGAAAAUAACGAUUUUGCACAUCGAUAGUGGUUUUAUAGAUUAGUUUGAAUAUGGCAUCCCAUGGCAACGGGCAGUCAAAAAAGUCCUCCCAUUUUCCAUUUGUGUUGUAUGAGGCAGCCUUCAAAGAUUUCUUUAUUAAAUAAAAAUUAUAUAUUUUUCUAU